Alosa alosa (allis shad) is the source of this 780-nucleotide messenger RNA. Its product is annotated as cold-inducible RNA-binding protein-like. The coding region runs from base 78 to 488 and encodes 136 amino acids. Gene Ontology annotation, biological process: positive regulation of mRNA splicing, via spliceosome. The transcript has a single exon. The record is from RefSeq and is a predicted model, not a curated record. Gene Ontology annotation, cellular component: spliceosomal complex. Gene Ontology annotation, molecular function: RNA binding. Lineage: Eukaryota; Metazoa; Chordata; Actinopteri; Clupeiformes; Clupeidae.
AUCACGAGCCCCGGAUUGAGGCGCACAUCACGAAGAACAGCCUUUGCUCUUCAGCACACGAGGCGUACAGCAGCAAAAUGUCUGACGAGGGAAAACUGUUCGUCGGUGGACUUAGCUUCGACACAACGGAGCAGUCCCUUGAAGAAGCUUUCACUAAGUUUGGGGUUAUCACAAACGUUCACGUUGCCAGAAAUCGGGACACUCAGCAAUCGCGUGGCUUUGGUUUCGUCACAUUCGAUAACCCGGACGAUGCAAAAGAGGCCAUGGAUGGAAUGAAUGGACAGUCUGUCGACGGCAGAACGAUCCGCGUGGACAAGGCCGGAAAGCCUGGUGGUGGCGGAGGCGGCGGCGGCGGCUACCGUGGCGGCGGAGGCGGUGGAUACGGUGGAGGCUACCGAGGUGGUCGUGGCAGAGGAGGCGGAGGAUACGGAGGUGGCGGUGGAUAUGGAGGCGGUGGCGGAUACGGCGGCGGCGGAGGAGGCUGGUGAUCGUGGAUAGGCCCUAAUGCUGACCAAAAACAUCCAGGCACAUCUUACUGCACCGCAGCGCAACCUUUAAAGCAGGAUGCAGUAAGCAGAACGCUGACCAAUCUCUUCUUGGACUGUAAUACACAUAACUCCGCGUAAGCGUCCCUGGAUAAAUAAAUUAAUCUUGUAAAUGAGAUGCGUGUUCUUCAAACGUUCCUCAGGGAUCACAUUUUCCAUGAACAGGAAAUGAGCCCUGGUCUGUUAUAUAAUGCAAUGUGAUGUGAAAAUGGAUCAAAAUAAAUACUGAAAGUUA